CUUGGGAGGGAAGCAUCCCACCAGACUUUUUCCACAGGGUAGUUAUUUAGCGCGGUUAGCCUUGCGCUAGUGAAAAUAUGUAACAGCCUCGUGCUAAGCCAACGCCAGCCUCCAAUGAGUCUCUGCCUUGCAGCUCAGAAGAAAUCCGAAAGCACUGUAGUCCCCUGAUCUCUGGUCAUCAUGGGUAAAUCGUCGAAGGACAAGCGCGAUGCGUAUUACCGACUGGCAAAGGAGCAAGGGUGGCGUGCGCGGAGUGCAUUCAAACUCCUCCAACUUGAUGAAGGCAAUUUGAUCUACCCUGGCGUUUUGGUGACAUGCAGCUGACUGGGAGCGCAGAAUUUGAUCUCUUUGCUGGUGUAACGCGUGUUGUUGAUCUUUGUGCAGCUCCUGGAAGCUGGAGUCAAGUUCUCUCCCGAGUUCUCAUCAAAGGCGAGAAAUUUGGCCGAACAGCCUGGGAAGACAAACAGGAGAAAAUUCGUCAAUUGAUCCUCAAAUCUACCGGAGCGGAGCCUACGCUUGCUGAAAUACAACAAGAAGAGUUUGAAGCAGAGAAGAAUAAAACAGAAGCUGCCGAGCUGAAGCCUCGGAAAGAUGUCAAGAUCGUCGCCAUAGAUCUUCAGCCUAUGAGUCCCUUAGAAGGCAUCAUAACUCUACGUGCAGACAUCACUCAUCCGGCGACUGUUCCACUUCUCCUUCACGCUCUCGAUCCGAAAUAUGACCCUUCAUCCCAAUCACAACAUGCUGUAAAUCCCGUCGAUCUUGUCAUUUCUGAUGGAGCGCCAGACGUUACGGGCUUGCAUGAUCUCGAUAUAUAUGUACAAUCUCAGCUGCUCUUUGCAGCCCUGAACUUGGCACUCUGCGUUCUACGACCUGGAGGAAAAUUCGUGGCAAAAAUCUUUAGAGGACGCAACAUAGACCUCCUUUUUGCGCAACUUAAGCUCUUUUUCGAGGAUGUCGUCGUUGCUAAACCGAGGUCAAGCCGUGCCAGCAGUGUGGAGGCAUUCAUUGUCUGCUUGAAUUUCAACCCUCCAGAAGGUUUCAAGGCCAGCUUGGAAGAACCUAUGGGCGUCGGGGACAAACUGUCCAAGAUGGUUACCACAAUGACUGGGGGAGAACCCAUUAUUGCCCCGACAAUACUUCAGGAGUCCGACUAUGGGACGUGGUGUCAGAGCGGCCAAGUGCCUCUCGCUUCCGCGGAUGGUUUGGUGGAACUUACCUUGCCAGAAGUCGAAUCGGAAGCCAAGAAGAAUGGGAGGUGGAUUGCUCCAUUUCUUGCCUGUGGAGAUCUGUCUGGAUUUGACGCGGAUGCUUCAUAUCAUCUGUCAAAAGAUCACGUCUCAUUGGAUCCAAUACAGCCUCCCACUGCUCCUCCAUACAAGCGUGCUCUCGAGAUGAGAAAAGCUGCAGGGGGCGCAUACGGAAAGACCAGUAUUUGAUUCCCCGCUUCUACUUGAUUUCAGAAUAGCAUAGCGUUGGCGUUGGAUUUGGGACUGGAGCGGAUACUCAUCAUGAUCUAUAUCGCGAGACAGAGGAGAGUCAUCGAGUGAGACUUGACCUUGGCUCUGGGAAGCGAUUAUGCUGCCAAGAGAUGGUCGGAAUAAACCAUACAGAGAUCAAGUCAUUAACCUGUAACACCUCUUUCGUGAUGACCUGAUUUGAUUUGAUGCGGAAGUUUCGAAUGCAAUUCUCUUCCACGUUGGGCUGAUUUUACACCAGAGUUCCCAUCCGAUCCCAAGCACGACGCUGGAACUGUGUAGCGUUCUAUCUGUUAUGUUUACACAUGGAAAUUUGGGUCUAGGUUGUUCUGUGCAUAUCUUCUCCCCCUCUCGACUGGCUAGCAUUAGACGACUGGAAACCAAGAUCGCGUCGAUUUGCCCUCCGCCAUGUUCUUCUUGUAGACGUUGGUUUGGACUGUGGCGGCAUAGUGUGGUGCAAGUUGCCAUUCUUUGCGUUCAACAGGCCGUCGUCACUGGACGGGUACCAGCAUCUGGCAUUCAUCGCCGGCGAUGUUUCCAUUCCACGCGUUUGGUGCCUUGCAUGAUGCACUUCGCCGUACUGGUCAUCAUUGAGAAUACGUGCCUGCAGAGCGACCGUAAGUUUCCAGCAAUGCUUCACUUCUCCAGCCACCCAUUUCCGCCGCCACCAAGGUCUCUUUCGUCGCCAUGUGUAACCACGCAGAAAGCAACAAGCGAUGUCACACUCCCAUUCGGUUCGAAUCAAAACCCAACACCAAGCUGCUUUCUUCUUUUUUGAGGGUAUAAUACGAGGUUUCAUCAGAACAGCGUCAAUGCGGUAUCAAGAGUAGAAGAGUUGACACCUACCGUUCAGAGAGGUCCUGCUUCAUUUGAGAUCCUCUUAAUUGUGCUCCAUCUAACUUGACAGCUGUUUAUGAUAGCGUUGCUUGCAUUUCAACAUCUGCCUUUAUCUGAACCCUGUGGAGCUGUCUCAGUCUGCCGGAAAUCGUGAUACAUGGGAACUUGCGACAUGGCUACCUCACUCUGGCUCAUGUUGGUUGUGAUGAGAGCUCUAUGGAAUGCUUCAUACAAAGAACGGUAUACAGUUGUAUUUGCAGUUUUAUAUGUACGCUCUGAUGGCGUGUUUGAGCUGCAUAGUACGGGUUGGAUCCACUUUGCGAGCCGCAAUUGCCUCGGAACUAAUGAUUGCACGCAAUGACAAGGUCAAUACCUGCCUGGUUUCUACUGUGCACUUCGACCGUGCGCCGAUCAGAGACUAUCAGAUGC
This is a messenger RNA of Cadophora gregata, 2741 nucleotides long. RefSeq lists its product as uncharacterized. Bases 315 to 1436 code for a protein of 373 amino acids. Gene Ontology annotation, biological process: cytoplasmic translation; tRNA methylation. NCBI's taxonomy places the organism in Eukaryota, Fungi, Ascomycota, Leotiomycetes, Helotiales, Ploettnerulaceae. The record is from RefSeq and is a predicted model, not a curated record. The transcript has a single exon. Gene Ontology annotation, molecular function: tRNA methyltransferase activity. Gene Ontology annotation, cellular component: cytoplasm.